AUGCCAUCAAGCAGAGACAAGUCAGCUGAGAGGACUAGGUCACCUUCUCCCUCCAAGCUAGUCGGUCUCGCUACAGCCUUACUAGGAAAUGCUGUUAGAGGCAAAGAUAAAGCUUCAACAUCCGUCUCGCCAACAAGCCCCUUCUUCCCGUCUUCCGCCUCCUCAAACACCACAUUCACCGACUAUAAUAAUGAUCCACGAAAGUCAUUGACCUCGGAACUGAGUCCCAUCUCCAGAUCGGCCUCUACAAACAUAUCUGCCACUUCUUCCGUAAACACUAUUGCCCAUACGUAUGGUGAACUAUCGCCUGGAAUACAGUCACCUGGAUUAUUUGAAGGUUCAGCACCUCCAAAUGCUGUUCCCUUUGUACUGAAUGUAGAUUCGGGCUCAUCGGGCUCGCUGCCAACCUCCGAUCAAUCUGGCAAUGCCUCACGCGCUGUAUCUUACGGCGCCUUAUCUAGUAGAAUGGGAACCUCUGCUGGUCAGCUACGGUCCUAUGGGGGCAGUGUGGGCAUGGGUAUGGGUAUGGGAAUGGAAAUGGAAAUGGGAACGAGUCAGUCCUCUGUAGUUCCUAUUGUAUCAGCUCCUACUCCUCCAACACAAUCUAUAGAACAGAUACAACAGCAGUCGCCAGUAUUAUCAUCUCAGACUCCUAAAGGUGCUGGCUUGAGAGUAAAUAUAGCGCCACGGCCAGCUACUCGACAACGCUCGUCUAGUGAUGCACCAUAUCAAACCGAGUCGCUGCCUCGUGGAUUUGGAUCUGCUCAACUUCUAGUGAAUCGCCCACCUACAAUACUUGAUGCAGAGUCGAAUACAAGCGUUACAGCCUCUGCAGCAGAAUUAUCCCCCUUCCCUUCAACAAACUCUAAUAUAAAACUCACAACGCCCGUACAACCAAAACAACGUAGUCGAUUCAUGACCUUUUCAGCAAAAUCAGGCACUGAUUUGACGUCUCAUUUGCCGACUCUAACUCCCACAAGUGCGGCAUCACCUGGUACCACGGAUAGUACGACACCGGUCUUAAAUCGACAGACGAGUAGACAUCCACAAUCACCGUCGUCUCGUGCAGCAUCGCAGAUAUCCUUAAUGUCUAUGCAUUCGAUGCUAUCUGUAUCGGGUAGCACGAAUAGAUUAGCACCACCGUCUAGGAGGCCGUCAAUUAGUGGUGAAGUCAAGGAAACCAAUAUCUUGGCCAAGGAGUUGGAUCCCACGACUGGUAAUAAGAUGAUCAACAAGUAUAUGGUUAUUAGAGAGUUGGGACGAGGUGUUUAUGGUAAAGUCAAGUAUUGUGUUGAUAUCGAGACCAAUGAAGAAGUGGCCAUCAAGAUUGUAGAAAAGCGGGGCAAGAAGAGAUUUCAAAACAGGCUGUCGCUAUCAGCUCGUUUAUCACAACAGAAUGCAGAGAACGGAGGUGGAACGCCAAUACCAACCAAUCCAUAUUUGGAAAAAAUUCAACGUGAGAUUGCAAUAAUGAAAAAGUGCGAUCAUCCUCAUGUUGUGAAAUUAUUGGAAGUCAUUGAUGACCCAGCGGCUGAAAAGAUCUAUCUUGUGUUGGAGUUUCUACCUGGAGGUGAAUUAAAAUGGACAGAUGGUCGAGAUCCACCUGGUCCCAUAAUAGCGAUUGAUGAAGUUCGCAGGAUAUUUAGGGAUGUCGUGUGUGGUGUUGAGUACCUACAUUAUCAAGGAAUUGUACAUCGUGAUAUUAAACCAGCCAAUCUCCUCCUGACUGAAGAUCAUCGGGUAAAAAUGUCUGACUUUGGUGUAUCCGCAUUUACCAAAGAACGUAAACGGAAACGAACUGAUACGGCAACUAAAGACGAAAACGAAAGCGAUGAUGCUGCUGGCAGUGAAGAGGAAGUAGAAUUGGCCAAAACAGCUGGCACACCUGCCUUCUUUGCUCCAGAAUUAUGUGGAGUUUCAGAUGAAGAUGAACGACUCUUUGCCGAAUUCAAAGCUGGACUAGGUGAAGAGCAACCUCAUGAUGGAGGGAUACAGGCGUUAAUGGGUGUAGCUGAAGAUGGCGAUUGGACUCCUGAAUUCUCAUCACCACUCCCUACACCACUUGCAACUCCAUCAAUCACUCCUGGAUUUAGUAGAAGUGCUAGUAUCUUGUCUGGAUUUGUGACUCCUGGAAGUGCUGCUACACCGGAGGUUAUGAGUAACACGACGAUGACACCAGGAGUAAUAGAUUCUGCAGAAGUAUCUCCGACAACAUCAGCAUCUCCCACCACCGUUUUACUUGCACCUGUAGCCAUGCCACCCGCACAGAUGUCGUUUAUAUCAGUAGCAUCUACAACUGACGUGUUUGGACGUCCUGUACCUUUAACUGAACGCACCGUCAUGCCUGAAGAAGAGCCAGAUUCAGCAUCAUCGCCUACGGGAGACUCGGCAGCUACCACACCUACCAUAAUGAUAAAACCAUCCAUGCCUGCAAGAAUACCACAAUCGGCGUGGUCAAAUAGUGCUGGUGGGUCAGAACCAGUGUCGCCGAGCACUGAAAUUAAAAUGGUGGAACGUCAUGCACCCAGAAUUGGAAAAGCCAUUGAUAUAUGGGCUUUGGGUGUUACAUUGUACUGCUUUGUGUUUGGACGGGUGCCGUUUAUUGCUGACACAGAGUUUGAGUUGUUUAAUGUUAUUGCUAAGCAGCCAUUGGAGUUUCCAGACUAUGCGCAAAUUGAUGGUCAACUACGAGACUUGUUUUUGAGGAUACUGGACAAGAAUCCUGAUUCGAGAAUUACGCUGGAAGAAAUCAAGCAACAUCCAUGGACAACUGCUGAUUUGACUCCAGACGAAAGAGCUAUAUGGUUGCGUGAAACUGAUGUCUCAUUGAACUAUGGUGCUCCAUUCGUAGUCACAGAUGAGGAAGUUCGUGGUGCCUUCACUAUAAUGGGCAAAAUCAGAGACAGGAUAAGGAAGCUAUCAAGUUCUUUCCAGAAUCUAACAUCCACACUACGUCGACGUACGAAAUCCAUGUCUCACGUCCUACCACCACCAGACGGUGUACCGCGUAAGAAAAAUGACGAAACCAACACCAACGGCACCAAUAGCAACAACACAAGCAUCGCAGCCAGCCCAACAACAACAGCAUCAACAAUACCACCAGUCCCACCACUUCCAGCCACCGUAAUAUCAAGCCACAGCUGGAUACAUCAUAGCCCCUUACACGCCAUGACGAGUUUCACAACCACCAGUACAUCCCAAUUAACCCCCAUACCAAACACAACAACAUCAACAGCAGAUCCACGAAUGAUGGUAUCAACAAACACACUCCCAACCAGUCCACAAAUAAACGCUCCCAUGCUAGUAGUAAACAGUGUAUCAGACGACAUACCUCCAUCAUCAGGGAUAUCGAAAUCACGUCCCACGUCACGUAAACCUAGUCUUGUAGCCGUCGACGACCCAAACACCCAACAAACACCACUGCAACAAGCACAUACCCUAUCAAGCAGCAUCCGUCUCCACAGUCCAGUGAAACGCCAUUCACCGCUUAUAUUCGCGGAUGUGCCUGACCCGGUUUCUAAUGAGUCUAGUGUGCAGGGGUCGUUGCGCAUGGAUUCGAGUAUGAGGGUCGAGUCGAGUGCUAGUGUUGCGUCGGCGCUUAGUGCGGCGUCUUCGGACGGUGAUGAGGGUGUUAAUGCGGAGAGAGAGAGGAUGGCUGCGUGGCAGCAGGAGCAGGGACUUGAUGGGGAUGAGGAGGAAGAUGGUGAUGAUGACCUCGAUGAAGUAAGGACCUCAUAG
Molecule: messenger RNA, 3738 nt
Organism: Synchytrium microbalum
Lineage: Eukaryota; Fungi; Chytridiomycota; Chytridiomycetes; Synchytriales; Synchytriaceae
Exons: 7
Coding region: 1-3738 (1245 amino acids)
Biological process (GO): protein phosphorylation
Molecular function (GO): ATP binding; protein kinase activity
Source: RefSeq, a predicted model, not a curated record